Messenger RNA from Trypanosoma grayi, 333 nucleotides. RefSeq lists its product as hypothetical. The coding region runs from base 1 to 333 and encodes 110 amino acids. The record is from RefSeq and is a predicted model, not a curated record. The transcript has a single exon. Lineage: Eukaryota; Euglenozoa; Kinetoplastea; Trypanosomatida; Trypanosomatidae.
AUGCCGCCACGCCGCAUGCACAGGCCGGAUAGCAGCAGCAGCACCACAGCUACCUGUGAAGAGCAGCAACAACAGCAGCAGAAAGGCGGAGAGAUCGAGAAUGGUAUCAUGACCACACAGCGGAAACCGAAGCAACGUUUAUUGCACUCAGCACUUCAGAAGGGCGGAAGUGCUCCUGUGUACAUCCCAAGCGCCCCAAAGCCCCGUGGGCACCAUAUUUCUGUCCUUCAAAGAAACCCCAGGGUCGCUGUGCGACAAGCAAUACAAGCCGAAGCGCUUAACAAACAAAACAGAAACCUUUUUUCGGUGUCGGAGAGCGACAAGCAAUUGUAA